GCCGCCAUGGCGGUAGCGGGCGGGGCGGCUGGCCGCCAUUUCCACAGCCAUGGCGGCGGCCUGCGGCAGGGCUCUGCUUGCUCCGCUCGGCCGGCGGCGGGCCCCGCUCCGCUCCUUCACCGCUCCUCCUCCUCCUCACCCUCCUCCUCCUCCUCCUCCUCCUCACGGCCCCGCCGCGCCGCUCUACGAUGUGGUGGUGUCGGGCGGGGGCAUGGUGGGCAGCGCCAUGGCCGCCGCGCUGGGGCAUGAUAUCCACUUCCAUGACAAGAAAAUCGCUUUGCUGGAAGCCAGUCCUAGGAAAGAAUAUGGUCAGUUGCCAGAGAAGUUCAGUAACAGGGUCAGUUCCAUCUCCCCAGGGUCAGCGACCCUCCUAAGCAGUUUUGGUGCCUGGGAUCAUGUCUGCAGCCUGAGAUUCAAACCGUUCCGGAGAAUGCAGGUAUGGGAUGCUUGUUCAGAGGCCAUCAUUGUUUUUGAGAAAGAUGACUUAGAUGACAUGGGUUACAUAGUGGAGAAUGACGUCAUUAUGUCUGCUCUCACAAAACAGUUAGAUGCAGUAGCAGACCGGGUGGAGGUUUUCUACGGGAGCAGAGCAGUCGGGUAUACCUGGCCCUUUCCCUCUCACAGCUGUGACACAAGCCCUUGGGUCCAAAUUGAGUUAGCUGAUGGACGCAGACUUCAGACCAAACUGCUGAUUGGUGCAGAUGGCCAUAACUCUGUAGUCCGGAAGGAGGCUGAAAUUCAGAACAUCGAGCAUCGGUAUGACCAGUCAGCGGUGGUGGCAACUCUUCAUUUGUCUGAGGCCACAGAAAAUAAUGUAGCGUGGCAAAGAUUCCUUCCCACAGGGCCGAUUGCGCUUCUUCCGCUGUCUGACACUGCCAGCUCUCUGGUUUGGUCUACAUCCCAUGAACACGCAUCAGAACUUCUCACUAUGGAUGAGGAAAGUUUUGUGGAUAGCAUCAACUCUGCCUUUUGGAGCAACGUAAACCACACUGACUUCAUCGACACUGCUGGGGCCAUGUUUCGGUCUGCUAUUUCAUUCCUGAAACCCUCGGGGACUGCAGUCCGUCAGCUGCCCCCAAGCGUCGCUAAAGUAGACCCAGAGAGCCGAGCCAUGUUCCCCCUUGGAAUGGGGCAUGCAACAGAGUAUGUCCAGCACCGCGUGGCUCUCAUUGGGGAUGCAGCACACAGAGUCCACCCACUUGCAGGACAAGGCGUAAACCUGGGCUUUCGUGAUAUUGCGUGCUUAACUCAUCACCUCAGUGCAGCAGCCUUCAACGGGCAAGAUCUGGGAUCCUUAAGGCAUCUCUUAAAGUUUGAGACAGAACGGCAGAGGCACAAUGUCUCCUUGAUAGCUGCUAUUGAUAUAUUGAAGAGGCUUUACUCCACGAGCCUGGCUCCCUUGGUGUUGCUGAGGACAUGGGGAUUGCAAGCAACAAAUGCCCUGCCUCCCAUCAAAGAGCAAAUCAUGGCUUUUGCCAGCAAGUGAUCUGUUUUCAGUUUGGAACGGCAGCUUGACAGUGAGUGCAUUACCCUUACAAAGACUGUGACUGUUGUGAAUCUUCGAAUCGUGUUAUUUUAAUUUAACAAUAAAAAUGAGGGAUUGAGCUGUGUUUUACACCAUCCA
Molecule: messenger RNA, 1624 nt
Organism: Anas platyrhynchos (mallard)
Lineage: Eukaryota; Metazoa; Chordata; Aves; Anseriformes; Anatidae
Gene: COQ6
Product: coenzyme Q6, monooxygenase
Biological process (GO): ubiquinone biosynthetic process
Cellular component (GO): mitochondrion
Molecular function (GO): FAD binding; 4-hydroxy-3-all-trans-polyprenylbenzoate oxygenase activity
Source: RefSeq, a predicted model, not a curated record